AUGGCACGUCAACCCAACCUUUUCGCUUUUCCCAACAUUGACGCUCUGGCGACGACCCUCCGUGCCUACGUGAUCCAAUGCCAAAACGCAGGCAUUCAACGCCAUGAUUCCUUCAAGGUCGCUGUCUCCGGCGGCUCCCUUCCCAAGACUCUCGCGCAGGCCCUUCUCUCGGAGCCCAGCUCCCCAGACGAUAGGGUAAAAUUCGACAAAUGGGAAAUAUUUUUCGCAGAUGAGCGCGCCGUACCCCUCGACCACGCCGAUUCCAACUACGCGCUGCUCAAGUCAGAACUCCUGGACAAGAUCCCCGCCGAGAUGGGCAAGCCUACUGUCCACCCAAUUGACGUCGCGCAUCUGGACGAUGUGCAGGAGCUAGCCGAUACGUACGAGCAGACACUUGUCAAGAGCUUUGCGCAGCGGGAUAGCGUCAAGCUGCCUAUCUUUGACUUGCUGCUGCUGGGAUGCGGCCCGGAUGGACAUACCUGCAGCUUGUUCCCUGGGCAUGCGCUUUUGAGAGAGACCGACGCGUGGGUUGCGCCUAUUGAGGACUCGCCGAAGCCCCCUCCUCAGAGGAUCACGCUCAGCUUGCCAGUUGUCACACAUGGGGUUAAGAUCGCAUUUGUGGCUACGGGAGGGGGGAAGAAGGAAAUUAUGAAGCAGAUCUUUGAGGGCGAUCUCGGACUGCCUUGUGCGUUGGUCAACAAGGGGGCUGGCGAGCGAUGCAGCUGGUUUGUGGAUAAUGCUGCUGUAGAAGGCGUCUCUUACCCAAGGAGGGGCAGCUUGUGA
Molecule: messenger RNA, 783 nt
Organism: Drepanopeziza brunnea f. sp. 'multigermtubi' MB_m1
Lineage: Eukaryota; Fungi; Ascomycota; Leotiomycetes; Helotiales; Drepanopezizaceae
Biological process (GO): carbohydrate metabolic process; pentose-phosphate shunt
Molecular function (GO): 6-phosphogluconolactonase activity
Source: RefSeq, a predicted model, not a curated record